AUGGCGUUGGCGAUGAAGAAGGUGAACAUGAUCAGGCAAAUAGUGAGGCUGAAACAGGUCGUUCAGCGGUGGAAAUACGUGAGCCUGAAGCGUUGCCUGCCGGACCCCUGUUCCGACGGGGACGACGGUUUCGACUCCGAUUCCGGCAGGACGCCUCCAGGCUGCCUCGCGGUAUACGCUGGGGGUCCAGAACGGCGCCGGUUUGUCAUACCGACUCGCUUCCUCAACCUGCCGGUCUUCGUCUCUCUCCUCCGCCUGGCGGAGGAAGAGUUCGGCUACCAGAACAACGGCGGCCUCGUCUUGCCCUGCGAGGUCGGUUUCUUUGAGACUGUGCUGGAUUUUCUCGAGAGAGACGAAGAGAAGUAUGGCGGAUUAGGCCUCGAUGACUUUAUCAGGUUGUUUUCUGAUCCGAUGGCUUCUCAUUCUUAUAGUAAAGCCUCCGCCGGCGUUUCUGGCCAUCGCGGCUUCACACCAGUAGCUAGGGUUUUAGGAUCAGGUUCCUGCCGUUAUACAAUGUCGUAG
This is a messenger RNA of Diospyros lotus (date-plum), 522 nucleotides long. Its product is annotated as protein SMALL AUXIN UP-REGULATED RNA 12-like. Lineage: Eukaryota; Viridiplantae; Streptophyta; Magnoliopsida; Ericales; Ebenaceae. Bases 1 to 522 code for a protein of 173 amino acids. The record is from RefSeq and is a predicted model, not a curated record. Gene Ontology annotation, biological process: response to auxin. The transcript has a single exon.